AUGGCCGAUUUCCAGACCUCGACUCACCGAGCCAAGUGGAUCUUUACGCCUGAAGAACUGGUCGGUAAAUACAAGGCUGCUAAUCAAAGAGCAAUACAAACAUUGGAGAAGUAUGGAGCAACACUAAUGGAAGUAGAUGUUGAUGGCACAAUAUCAUACCCUGAACCUCAAGUUAUUGCAAAAGAUAAUGCUGACAAGCAUUCUCGUCCAAAACCCAUUAGCAUUGAAGAGGAGCAGUUUAUGCGAGUAUUUUAUGAAAAUAAACUUCAAGAAGUGUGCAAAAACUUUCACUUCCCUCAUAAAGUUCAGGCAACAGCUCUUAUAUAUUUCAAAAGGUUUUAUCUACAAUGGUCGGUGAUGCAACAUCAUCCAAAAAAUAUAAUGUUAACCUGUAUAUAUGCGGCGUGUAAAAUAGAAGAAAACCAUGUAUCAGCAGAGGAGCUUGGUAAGGGGAUCUCACAGGAUCAUCAAAUGAUACUCAAUAAUGAGAUGAUAGUUUAUCAGAGUUUGGAAUUUGAUCUUAUUGUUUAUGCACCAUAUCGCUCAAUUGAAGGUUUUAUUGAUGAUAUGGAGGAAUUCUGUGGAAUAAACGAUGAUCGACUCCAAAUUCUGCAGAAUUUGCUUCAUGCUGCAAAGAUGGAAGUGGAUAAAAUCAUGCUCACGGAUGCACCACUUCUAUUCCCUCCUGGGCAGUUGGCAUUGGCUGCUUUGCGUGGCGCAAAUCAGGUGCACAAAGUUGUUGACUUUGAGAGAUACCUGAGGAGCAUUCUCUCUCGUCAGAGUUCUGAACAUACCGUUUCAGAGCUAAUUGAAUUCCUUAAUGCAAUAGAUUCUUGGGCAAGAAAAUACAAGUUUCCUUCAGACAAGGAUCUCAAGCACAUCAACCGAAAACUGAAAUCUUGUUGGGGUCUUAGUUCACAUGACGAGUAUGCUAUUCCUUAUCUAGAAAUAGUCACAUUUAAUCUGGUGCCCUUUUGUUUUGUAUUAAUGCCAAACUUUGACUGGUUUUCAGAAGUAAGAAGCGGGAUAGAAAUCGAAGCACAAGUCGAAGAGGAGCUCAAACGAAGUGCAACCUGUACCUUCUCAUACUGA
Messenger RNA from Prunus armeniaca (apricot), 1092 nucleotides. NCBI's taxonomy places the organism in Eukaryota, Viridiplantae, Streptophyta, Magnoliopsida, Rosales, Rosaceae. The record is from the annotation of a GenBank genome assembly.